Molecule: messenger RNA, 1245 nt
Organism: Venustampulla echinocandica
Lineage: Eukaryota; Fungi; Ascomycota; Leotiomycetes; Helotiales; Pleuroascaceae
Exons: 6
Coding region: 1-1245 (414 amino acids)
Biological process (GO): positive regulation of transcription by RNA polymerase II
Cellular component (GO): nucleus
Molecular function (GO): DNA-binding transcription factor activity; GTPase activity; GTP binding
Source: RefSeq, a predicted model, not a curated record
AUGGCAAGCGACAAGGCCCUGUACAAGCUGAUGGUGCUGGGAGAUAGAGAUGUUGGGAAGACGGCCUUGGUCAUACAGUUAUGCUUACAACAUUUCGUUGAGACUCACGUUCCCACUAUCGAGGACUCGUACAGAAAACAAGUUGAGAUAGAUGGGCAACCUUGCAUGCUACAAGUUCUCGAUACUGGUGACCUGGAAAUGUUAGGGAGUCGACUUGCCCUAUUCCUCUGCUCGAUAGGGGCAGUUGCCGCAGGCCAUUUGUCAAGGACGAACAAGGAAUAUGGACUUAGCAUCCCGCAAGACCAGCAUAAAACCUCUGCAGCCAGGUUCUAUGCCUCGGCAGUUAACCAACUAUACCUAGAUAUCGAUUCGGAUAAUGCAGGGUCAGAUGCUACGCUUGGAGCUUGUCUACUCCUGUGUGUCUACGAGAUAUCAUACACCCAGGAGCGCAGUUGGCUUGGGCAUCUCCAAGGAGCUGCAGGGCUGAUUGACUCCCGGGGGGGUCCUCGGCCGGGACACUACUUGACGCGACUUUUCAGUCUACUCGACAUUUCCGGAUUACCCUUCUCUGGUCGUGCCCCAUCAUUCAAGGGGGCCUAUUGGGCUGGCGACAUAACUAACGGAGGCGAAAUCGUUCGGUGGCCAUACUACGAUUCCAGAGGCGCGGUGGCCGAUCGUACCUCCGCGUUAAUGACCCUGAUAACGGGCCUCUCAGAUUUACGGCCUGGCACGAGCAACUCCGCCACGGCUACUCUCCAAGCCCAGUGGGAUUCCUGCCCGGCAGAGCUACCCGAUAUGAGCAAUGACUGGAGGGUAUUGACUAUUCCGACUCUUAGUGAGUCAGCUAGCUUGGAGAAUGAGGCAUUUUCGAGGACAAGGCUGUGUUUCUACGGAUGCAAGAUAUACAUCUCCCAGAUUUUGCGUCCAGACUAUGCUCUCCCUUCGCAGGACCAGGAGUUAGCUCGAGCUAUUAACGAGAUCUUAGAGAUUGCAGAGAAGACCCCCGAGGGCCAUGGUUUAGAAACCGGCCUUUACUGGGGCCUCUUUAUGGCAGGCGUUGCUAUCUUUAACGACGUCGGUAAGGAGAAAUUUAUCCGGCGGAAGAUGUCAGUGGAUACGGAGGGUAUAUUUCGUGCAGAUCGCCCUCUAGCGGUGUUGGAGAAGCUGUGGGCUAUGCAGCAUAAACACAAUCGACAGUUCGACUGGCGGGGAUGGCUAGAGCUGAGGCCGUUUGUAUUGUUCUGA